UAGGAUUUGAUGGGCGGUUAGAAGCCAAAGUUAAAGGGGUUACUCUUGGCUGUCGGACACAGAAGUUUCAAAAGGGAUCACCUGGCUGGCGCCCAACACCUCGUUCCAAACAGCAGGACCUAUCAAGAUACAUCGGUCCAGCUUUCACGGCUUAUAAACUUACCAUAGAGCCAACAAAUCUUGGGUAAUACUGCAUUGUUGUAGGCAAGCAGCUUAUGGGUUUGGCAUCACCCUUUGUGCGGUUUCAGAAUACUACCAUUUGAGUUUGUUUGCUUGACUUCUAAAAUACAUUUGAGGAGUAAGCCUGGGAGGAGAUUUCAUCAGUGAUUUUAGGGUUGACAUGAAUUGCCCAACCAUCUUUCAAUCCAACGUUAAUGACCUCCAUUCAUGGUGUUCUUCAAAACACAGCUAAGGCGGGGGAGGAUUGUCUUUUUUCAAGGAAUAAAUUGGACUCAGGCCGAAAAUGGCCAGAGACGUGAGUCCUCUGAGCCUCAGGCCUCUGUCUCCAAGACACCAGAAAUGGCUUGGACCUUCUCUGGGGUGUAUCCUCCCCUUCUUCCCUCGACGUCUUCUAAUUGCCUACUACUUUCUGUCAUGUGCAGUAGCAGCAACAGGAAGUUUGCCUGGUAUAGAGUAUGACUAUGGGAUUAGCCCCAAAUUUGUCUGCACCCCAAUUCCCCCAGAAGCAGACCCCAGCUGUUACUCCCCACCCAGUGUUCCCCAUGGGCCAAGCAAUAACGGCAACACUAAUGGUCACAAUGGCAGCAGCCGGCGAGGCAUGAUGUCCGACGAGGCCAAAGCCACCAUCUUGCACCUGCGUGAGAGCUUAGUGAGGCAAAAGGAGACCAUCCUGGACCAGCGAGAGACCAUCAGGGAGCUGACCGCCAAGCUCACCUUGUGCGAGAGCUUUGGUGGUCACCAUGACACAGAUCACCAUGAAAACCGUCACGACAACCAUCACGAUACUCAUGACAACCACCAUGAUGAUCACCAUGGGCCUCACAGCACCCACCACACGCCUUCAUCAUCACACCAUGGGACGUAUCACCCUAGUGAUCACCACUACCCCCAUGGCAGAUCAGACCCGCACAGAUCAGACCCCCACAGCAGGAAGGGUACGUCGUAUGGAAAACACAGCUCCUUCUCCCCUGAACAGACGGGCAAGACACUGCAGACAUUGAAGGAAAGACUUGAAAGUUUGCAGGCCAGGAACUCCUCCAGCUCCUACUCCAGCUCCCUGAGAGAACUCCUCCAGCGGAAGAUCACCGCCCUGGAAGAGCAGCUGCACAGCUACUACAGGGAUCACCAUGACGAUCGCCAUGAUGACCACCACGACGACAAUCACGGCAGCAGCCACACCGAAGACCACCAUGAUGACCAUCAUGGUGUCACUGGUCACCAUGGAACUGGUCACAAUGACAACCACCACGAUGACAACCAAGGUCCUGGUCACCGUAAUGAUCACCACGAUGAACACCAUGGUACUGGUCACCGUGACGACCACCACAAUGACCACCGUGGGACUGGUCCUCGUGACGUACACCACAAUGAGAACCGUGGGACUGGUCCCCGUGAUAACCACCAUGAUGACCAUGAUGACCGUCAUGGUACCGGUCACUCUGACGGCCACCACGGCAGCCAUCCUUACAACCAACAUGGUAGCCACAGGAACAGUCCUCGCACUGGUCCCCAUUAUCGCCAUAACAACCACUACAACAGGCGAUCGAACACUCGGCAGCCUGGGAACUAUGGCUCCCAUCGCAGCACCCACCAUGGUGACCACCAUAAUGACCAAUAUAAUGAUCACCACAAUGAUCACCACGGACCUGGUUACCACGAUGAUUACCACGAUGAUUACCACGAUGAUCACUAUGACUAUCAUCGCGGGCCUGGUUACCACGAUGACCACCACGCGCCUGGUUACCACGAUGACCAUCAUGAGUAUCACCACGGACCUGGUUACCACCACGAUGAUCACCAUGAGGAUCUCCAUGAUAACCACCACGACAACAACCAUCACGACGACCAUUAUGAUACUGAUCAUAACCCUCCGCAGCUGCCCUCCAGCAGCAAAGAGACAACACCGCAGGGCCCAGGCCACAGCAAGCUGGAGGCAGUGCUCAACAAACUACACCAUGGCAACACUGAUCUUGGAAAUAGCAAAAAGCUAAAGAGCCCCAGCGCUUUCAUGCUCGACUUUCCCAUGAAGACAAACUACAUGUAUGCUAGGAUGAAGCGGGCGGUGGUCAAUGAAGUCUUCGCCAUGACCAUCUGCCUGUGGCUGAAGGCAGGAGAAGGGCCUGGCCUCGGCACUCCCUUCUCCUACGCUGUGCCUGGACAAGCCAACGAGCUUGUGCUCAUAAAAUGGGGCACCAACCCAAUGGAGUUGCUAAUCAACGACAAGGCAGUGACGUUGCCCAUAAGCAUGACGGAUGGGAAAUGGCAUCAUUUAUGCGUAACGUGGACGACACGUGAUGGUGUCUGGGAGGCCUACCAGGACGGGGUGAAGAAAGGCUCGGGGCAAAACCUAUCAGGCUGGCAACCCAUCAAAUCAGGAGGGACCUUCAUCCUGGGCCAGGAGCAGGUAAGACAUACGGACACGAUGGGAGGCCGCUUUGACGUCACUCAAUCCUUCAUGGGAGGGAUGUCUGAUCUCCAGUUCUGGUCCAGAGUUUUGAUGUCUAAUGAGAUUCACACCCAGGCGACCUGCGCAGGGCACCUUGUUGGUGAUGUGAUGUCCUGGUCCGAGGAAUCAGUGGAGCUUCACGGAGGGCUCGCCAAGCUCCCCUUUGAACCCUGCCAUUAACGAUUAUCACUGGACCCCAACACAGAGAGAUAGCAUCAUCAUCCUGACAUUUUCAGUUUCAUGCCCAUGCCACAUAUUUGAGUGGGAAAAUGUUGUUUUGUCAUGGAUCGAAGAUGGAGGAAUGAUUUUUCUCCUCGCUUGCAAGCUGAGCCUUGGGCAAGAGGCAGAGCAGGAUAUGUUAUUUUGCUUUUCCUAUAUAUUUUUGCCAUUCCUGUCCGAUCUUUCUGCCUUCUCCACCUACACCCUCUUUUCUUCGCUCUGAGGCUUCAACUAGACUACUUUGAAAGCUCCAAAGUGCGCAAGGCUUUGUGUGGUCAUGACUAUAGGUGCUCUGAAGGAUCCAGAACACAUAAUAGCAUUGCAUUCCAUCAGAACAGGUCCAAAGGUUUCUUGUGGCCAUUGGCUCACCCGCACUAGCUUGGUUUCUUUUUUGUGAGCAACACAGACUGUACAGGAGGUGAAAGAGUGGCUUAAGGGCACAGGAUACAAAUAAAGCCACACUGAGAGAUUAUUGUUGAUGAUUUAUACACGUUCCUCGAGUACUGACAUCCAAUAUCUGCUCAAUGAUUUGUGAAGAAAAAAGAGAAAUGCUGUUUCAGGACUUUUUUUACAAUCGUCAAACUAAGCUUCUGUACUAUUUUGAUAUUGCACGUUGAGAUGUUGGCGGAUUGUUUUUUAUUAGUAUUUCAUAUUGAAAACUUUAAAAAAAAAGUUUUUCAUUUGUUACGUGUGCUCCAUAACCGAAAGAUUGCAGUACUGAGUAUGAUGUUUUAAACUUUAAGAAAGAAAAAAGAUCACUAUGUCUGUAAGUGGAUCUAUGUCUCCGUUACAUAAGAGCACUGAGCUCGAUGUCAGACAUGACAUGGUGUGGCCAGGACUCACAUGACCGCACCAACUCAGUUUAAGAUGUCACCGCGGUAAUUCUGUUGUCCCCUUGGCUACCGGUGGAUUACAGCAGGAUUUACACGUGGACAACCUUUCUGAUCCUGCCUAUUUCCGACCAGCUCAUGGCAGCCACACACACACACGCACGCACGCACGCGCGCGCGCAAAAGCUCAGAAAAAAUAAAGAGGUGAAAGGAGACAUUACGGAUCUCUGUUUGUAGCUGCAACUUCAAAAGAGGUUUUUGUACAUGUCAAUUAUAUCAGAUAAUCUGUUUUUAAUUAUUAAAAUAAUUUAUUUUGGCAUUCCUCACAUUGUAAAUAAGUACAUAGCCCUUUCUUAAGGCAGUGUUAACCCUGUGGUUAUUUUAAGGCACAUUCUUGGGAGUUUAUGUGUUUAUCAUCCUAUUUUCUCUGAGUUAAACUCAGAGAGUAUGAGCUCUCUUUAUUGAUAGUAAAAAGGGGUAUCUGUUGUUGCCAUGGUAAUAGAAUCUCUCAGCAUCAGGUCCACAUCAUCGCACACAGCUGUACAUAUCUGCGAAAUGUUUUCUUCCACUGUAAUGCCAAGACGAGCAGCACUUUAAAACCUUGCUCCUGUUUUUGUUCUACAGACUUCAGUUUAUACACCUCCUGCUUCAACUGUGUAGUUUGCAAGCUCCUUUUUAACAAAUGACAUUUACAAAUAAGAUAUACAACUUUAUGCAUGAAGACUUGCUGAUUGUCGCCUUUGGUGUAAACUUGAAUGUCAAUUAGGUUUCUUUUUUUGUUAUGUUUAUUUUUGUGUCUUUGGCUGUAAAUAUUCAAAGUAUUACAGUGUGUUCAGUCAACACUCCCUCCCUCAUGUUUAAGCCAAAACUAUAAACUUAAUUGUAAAACUUGAAAGAAUAAAUAAUAUACGCUGUAAAUAAUGUCAAAUACUUGUAAACAUUUCAGGAUUUUGAAUAAAAUAUUUCAAAAAUUGGAAA
Notothenia coriiceps (black rockcod) is the source of this 4653-nucleotide messenger RNA. RefSeq names its product neuronal pentraxin-1-like. The record is from RefSeq and is a predicted model, not a curated record. The transcript is spliced from 5 exons. Bases 464 to 2806 code for a protein of 780 amino acids. NCBI's taxonomy places the organism in Eukaryota, Metazoa, Chordata, Actinopteri, Perciformes, Nototheniidae.